Corapipo altera (White-ruffed manakin) is the source of this 3034-nucleotide messenger RNA. RefSeq names its product Fas ligand (gene FASLG). The record is from RefSeq and is a predicted model, not a curated record. The coding region runs from base 1440 to 2321 and encodes 293 amino acids. Gene Ontology annotation, biological process: extrinsic apoptotic signaling pathway via death domain receptors; immune response; positive regulation of canonical NF-kappaB signal transduction. The transcript is spliced from 8 exons. NCBI's taxonomy places the organism in Eukaryota, Metazoa, Chordata, Aves, Passeriformes, Pipridae. Gene Ontology annotation, cellular component: membrane. Gene Ontology annotation, molecular function: tumor necrosis factor receptor binding.
CACGUUCUUACUGCUUAAUGUUGUCCUUUCAUGUGGGCUCUUGAGUAAUUUUUUACUUUCAGUUGUAUUAAUAUCAUGCAAUCUAGCUUUCAAAAUCUGAUUCUUUGGUGGAAUCGGGUCUCUCAAAUUGGUUAUAAUCUUUAUAUAGGGAAUAAUAGUUUCUAAUGAAGACAGUCUUUAAAUCUGAAUGAAUUCCUCUGGUGAUGUGGAUACUUCAGUGGGGGGGUCCUAGUCCAUCUUGUGAUAUUACAUAUCACAUAUCUGAGAUUGGACAGCUGCUGAUGUAAAAUACCAAGAAGCCAGUGUGUGUGUGCUGAGUGAGGAUGGUGUCCUUCAGACCGUGGGCAGGUCUGGAGCCCAUGGUCAAAAAACAUCUACAAAAUGCAGAGGUUUCCUCAGGGGGAUGGAUAGUCACAAACAUACACCUUGUGUAAGUGAAUUACCAGCUGUGGUUGACAGAAGAAGGCAUUUAGGUUAUAUACAUUAAGUAUCAAGAGAGGAAAAGCAAUAUUUUUUAAAUAUGGAAACUCUACCAGUGGUUUGGUGUUGUAAGUAGAGAACUCAGGUGUCUCUGUGUGGCUUCUGCUUUUGCCAAGUUACAGCACGAGAUGAAGCAAGAUGGAACAGCUUAGCAUGCUUUGCUUUACUGGGUACAGACAUGUUCCACUUGAUCUGGAACAAUUAAAGUGUAGAGCCCUGACCACAAACUGCUGUGAGCAGGCACCGGGUGGCUCAUCUGGAAACCCGAAGUGUCAAACAGCGCUGGGUGCUGCGGGAGACAUCGCUGUGGUUUGUGAGAGCUCAGAGAUAAUCUGUGCCCCCAGAGCUUGUCUAGAGAAAAUGCUUUAGUUUAGGAAAGGGUGCUGAAAUGAAUCUUUCUUACUUAUCCCUUCUCUAAUUUAAGGAUAGUAAUUUCAAAGGAAGUUUCCAAGGAGCUUUCUGCUGCCUUGCUGCUGUCUCACAUUGGACACGUGGCCUGGGAGCUGCAACUGGUCUCACCUGUGCUGCUUUCCAGUGGCAUCACCCAGUAACUCCCACAUCAGCAGUACAACUUUUUAUGUUGUCAGAGCCUACAUCCAGCUGCCAGGCCCUCCACAAACUCGCAGCAAACAAGAAUCCCUAUUUCUUUUCUCCCAGAAAAAUAACUUAAAGCAGCUGCUUUGGCUCCUUGGAUUCUCUCCCACCUCAGGACAGAGCCCUGUACCUGUUUUGCUGAAUUCAGGGCUGCUGUCUGUUUGUUGGGAUCAUGGUGACAGAGAGGACAAAGCCCCUUGCUCACUGGAAGAGGGACAUAUUAAGCGCUGCAACACCAGUCCUGAGCUGUUAGCAGUGGAUUUUGAAACCUGCUCAAGUUGGGAUGGUGUCUGUGACCGUGUUCUGUGACUCAGGAUCCAUGCGAAGCAGCCAAGGAAAAGGUCGGAUGCAAAACACACAGUGGGAUGCAGGCGUACAAAGGCAGAGCUGGGUGCUCCCCCAGGGCUCAGACUGGGACAACCCCGGCAGUUUUUGGCUGCCAUAUGGAGGACCACACCAAGCGUGUCCAGCCCAUCCCGCUCCCGGCCAUGCAGCAGAACUUGAACUACAGGUACCCCCAGAUUUUUUGGGUGGAUAGCUGUGCUGAAGCAAGUACUUCCUGCCCCUCGGCACCCCCUGUUGCUCCUUUCCCACCACCAGUACCGGACCGGAGGAAAAAGCCAGGGAAAAACAGGGAAAGGAGGGGCUUCGACUUCCUGGUGAUCUACUUGCUGCUCCUGCUGGCCUUCGCUGGAAUGGGGCUGAGCAUGUUUCGAAUUUUUCACCUGGAGAAGGAACUGGCUGAACUCAGAGAGUCUGCCAGCGCUGAACACAUCCCUCCAGCUCUGGAGAAACUCAUAGGGCAGAAGGAGUCAAUGAAAAAAGAAGAAAGAAAGGCAGCACACUUAACAGGGAGCCCAUCCCAGCAGGGCCUCCCUCUAGAGUGGGAGCCCAUCUCUGGCCAUGCCUACACCAGUGACAUUCAGUACCGUGACCGGGGGCUUGUCAUCAAUGAGACCGGGCUGUACUUCGUGUACUCCAACGUGCUGUUCCGGGGCAAUGUCUGCGACAACCAGGUGCUCACACACAUUGUCUACAAGAGAAACCCGAGCUCCCCGGGCAGCUACGUGCUGAUGGAGGACAAAGGCAUCAACUACUGCACGGGUCACAGGACGUGGGCCCGGAAAAGCAACCUGGGGGCUCUAUUCAGUCUCAGGAAGAUGGACAGUGUGCAUGUCAAUGUCUCCAAAAUCGCUCUUGUUAAUUUUGAGGAAUCCAAGACUUUCUUCGGCUUGUUUAAGCUUUGAAAUCGAGUGUGGUCAGCAGCCCCCCCUCACACACACACUAGGGUGUGAGGGCUACCUGAGUGCAGUGGCCAAACCAGGGUCACACACCACAAAACUCACCAAGAAACCAUGUUUUGGCCUUCAGUGUGAAAGAGUUCAAGCCGCUGGCAAAGGCUUGAAAGCAGACACCUGGGAAGCACCAGAGCUGUAUUGUGUCAUCCUGAAGAGAACUGGACAUGUUCUCCUUACAAAGAAACCCCCAACAAACUCAAAAUGUGAUGUGCUGAAGACCCCAUUGAAACUCAGUACUUGCUACCUGAGAAGAGGCUGGGGCCUGCAGCCUCACGUGGUGUCAUGGCCCUGGUGAGCUUGGGCCAGCAGGGACAGCUGGUGGGCAUUAUGGAGGUCCCUUGAGCCAGGACUGCAAGUGUUGUGCCACAAGGGUUGUGCCAUACUGCAGGGAGUGGUGUGGGAAUGAGUAGUGCCAACAACUGCUCACCCCGUGCCAUGGCUGCCCACCCUGCCUGGGCACGGGGCUCUGUGCCUGCUGUCCGACAGGCACCUGCCUGCAAGUUGGGCUGUUACAGCUGGUAUGUUCAUUUUGUGUUUAGUUAUUGAACUGUUCCCAUCCCAGAAAAUGCUCCUCAACCCCUUUAUUUAACUCAUCCCAACUGUCUUGCAAGGAACAUGCUAGAAGCAAUGGUGGCAUGAGGGGAGUUCUGACCCUGGAGUGG